GCACCGCACCCGGCCCAGCUUCUUUCAGAAUGUCUACCGUUCAUGAAAUUCUCUGCAAGCUCAGCUUGGAGGGUGAUCACUCCACACCUCCAAGUGCAUACGGGUCCGUCAAAGCAUACACCAAUUUUGAGAACAUUGAAAAGGCCAUCAAGACUAAAGGUGUGGAUGAGGUCACCAUCGUCAACAUUUCGACCAACCGCAGCAAUGAACAGAGACAGGAUAUUGCCUUCACCUACCAGAGAAGGACCAAAAAGGAACUUGCAUCAGCACUGAAGUCAGCCUUUUCCGGCCACCUGGAGACAGUGAUUUGGGGCCUAUUGAAGACACCUGCUCAGUAUGAGGCUUCCGAGCUGAAAGCUUCCAUGAAGGGGCUGGGGACCAAUGAGGACUCCCUCAUUGAGAUCAUCUGCUCAAGGACCAACCAGGAGCUGCAGGAAAUCAACAGAGUCUACAAGGAAAUAUACAAGACCGAUCUGGAGAAGGAUAUCAUUUCCGACACAUCUGAUGACUUCCUCAAGUCUUCGAUGGUUGCCCUAUCUAAUGGUCAAAGAGCAGAGGAUGGCUCUGUCAUUGAUUAUGAACUGAUUGACCAAGAUGCCCGGCAUCUCUAUGAUGCUGGCGUGAAGUGGAGAGGAACUGAUGUUUCCAAGUGGGUCAGCAUCAUGACCGAGCCGAGUGUGUGCCGCCUCCAGAAAGUACUUGAAAGGUACAAGAGCUACAGCCCUUAUGAUAUGCUGGAGAGCAUCAAGAAGGGGGUCAGGGGAGACCUGGAAAAUGCUUUCCUGAACCUCGUCCAGUGCAUUCAGAACAAGCCCCUGUAUUUUCCUGACAGACUGUACGACUCCAUGAAGGGCGAGGGCACUCGCGAUAAGGUCCUGAUUAGAAUCACGAUCUCCCGCAGUGAAGUGAACAUGUUGAAAAUUAGAUCUGAAUUCAAGAAAAAAUACGGCAAGUCCCUGUACUACUACAUUCAGCAAGACACCAAGGGCGACUCCCAGAAAGCGCUGCUGUACCUGUGUGGUGGGGAUGACUGAAGCCCACAGUGGCCCGAGGGUCCAGGACGGCUGCUCCACGCUCCCAGCUAACAGUUCUACACAAUCAGCUU
This is a messenger RNA of Balaenoptera ricei (Rice's whale), 1105 nucleotides long. RefSeq names its product annexin A2-like. Gene Ontology annotation, molecular function: cytoskeletal protein binding; calcium-dependent phospholipid binding; phospholipase inhibitor activity. NCBI's taxonomy places the organism in Eukaryota, Metazoa, Chordata, Mammalia, Artiodactyla, Balaenopteridae. Gene Ontology annotation, cellular component: cytoplasm. The record is from RefSeq and is a predicted model, not a curated record.